Molecule: messenger RNA, 557 nt
Organism: Lingula anatina
Lineage: Eukaryota; Metazoa; Brachiopoda; Lingulata; Lingulida; Lingulidae
Product: calcium uptake protein 1, mitochondrial
Biological process (GO): calcium import into the mitochondrion; mitochondrial calcium ion homeostasis
Cellular component (GO): uniplex complex
Molecular function (GO): calcium ion binding
Source: RefSeq, a predicted model, not a curated record
GACAAAAUAAUAUCAACAAAAAGUAUUUUCUUCCACGAUCUUGUCUACAUCAAUGACUGAUUAAAAUCAGCACUCUCUGGUAAAAAACAACCAUGUUAUUCCUCCGCACUUCUUCGGCAGCCAUUGUGCUCUGCAGAGUCUCCAGGACCUGUGUGCUACUGCCUAAUGCCAGACGCCUCAGUUCAAAAGAGACACAGCAGGCUAUCGCUAAGGAACUGGCUGCCAUGGAGAAAAGGGCAUCACUACAGGCAAGCAACUCUUUGAAAAGGAAACGCAAACCUACCGAUCCAAAGGUCUUGUAUUCAAACUUUGGACACCAAAGACGAAGAGAUAGCAAGACACAGAUUAUAUGUCUUUUUUCUCUAGGAUGUGCAGUUAUAUAUUAUAUGUUUUUCAAUGGACCUGACGAAGUAAAAGAUUGGGUUGACUCCAAGAUAUCAAGUAAGGCUAAAGAGGUGGAGGGAGAACAACCACAGGUGGUCGAACAGCCUGAGGGAGAGGAGGAGGAGGGAGAUAAGAAGAAAAAGAAAAAGAAAGUUGGAUUUAGAGACCGAAAA